AUUUGGUGGUUUUGACGUUUAAAUUAUUUUGAUGGGCAAAGGGUUUCGCGUGUGCUCAUGAGCUGGCUCGGAAUUCAUGAGGCAAACCUCACAGAUUUUAUUUGCACGAUUAGCGAGAAUAUCUGUCAUGCACAAGCUUGAUUUAGAAACCUCUUUCUUCGGACGUUGUGUGCGUUUGUGCAUGUGUCUGCCUCUCUCUGUGUGUGUGUAUGCAGUUUACGUGGCAAUAUUUUCAUUGCCACGUAAUAUUUUGCUAUUGCCUUCUUGCUAGGACUGAGAAAGAGCGACUUGUCCCAGAAAUCUCUUUCCAGUUUGUGCCUUAACUCACACAUCAAACUGGUUCCUUCAGUCUUAUUAGAGUACAGCUAUUUGUGAAACUGGGUCCUUUUGUGUUCGCAAUGGGCAGACUUGUUGCUAUAGCUAUAAGCAGUGUCUCAUUUGCAGCUUACAGUGGCACUGGAAAACCUUAGCAAUUAUAAUAGGUCCAUUCAAUCCUACAAAAUUUGGUUUAAUUUUGUGGCUUGGUAGCCCAGAAUUUAAACAUUCCGUUCUUUCUGCUCCUGGAAAGUGCUUUUUUUCUUGCAUGUAUUGACUUGUUUCUAUCACAGCUACUGUUUGUUUGUUUUUUAUGCAUUCUAUCACCUAUUUUGGAAGGAGCUAGCCUAUAGCACUUGUGACCAUAAGCAGAGGUUGUGUUGGAUAUAGAGGAACAUAUAAUUAACCCCUUCUAUUUGAGUGGGAUGCUUGAGUGGAAUAGGAAAUAUAACAACUAUCUUUAUGAUAGUGGAAAUUAAAGAGUAAUUGUUUACUGGGAGACAAUAAUAUUGUGAGAAGUCCUGUUUUGUAGGUGACCAAAUGGGAGACUUUGCUCAUAAUAAUUGGGUUAAAGACAGUGCUUACUAUUGUACCAUUCUUCUAGUUGCAUGGUGGCUGGCUAAAAGUGCUUGAUCUUACUGCAGAUAUGAUUGGGGACUAAUAUGAACUGCUACGGAUAAUUUCAACUUCCUGUGCCUGGAAUUAGAAGUGAUUUAGGACAGGGGUCCCUAGGCCGCAGUCCACUACCAGGACUUGAGCUGUUUAUAACCUGAUUGCAGAAGUGGUGGGCAAGCGUGAACACGUGUGCACAACCCCACUUGCUCGAGUAGCUGACUUGUAUUGCAAAGAGAUGUUCAGUUUAUUCAGAAAAAGCCAGGAUACAAAAAAGGUAGUGGUGACUGACAAAGAAGUAGAUGGAUUUGUUUUUCUGGGUAAUACAAUUAAUGAAGAAAGAAAUAAUUCUGAAAAUAAACCUCCACUAUGUGUGACAGGAGCUCAGUUUGAUCCUAUUUCACAGGCAAAUUCAGAAAACCAGUCAAAGAUGACUGAAGCAGACAUUGAACUGGAGGCAAAGAAAAGUCAAAAUAUGGAAAGCAGUUCUGUGUUGGAAUUUCCAAAUGAUGUACCUUUUGCUCUUGCUCCACAUAUUUUGGCAGUACAGGAUACCUGUAAUGAUUUCUCAAAACAAUUGAUCUCUUGUGAUGUUAAUGACAAUUUAGCACGAUUUUGGUAUGAUUUUACACUUGAAAAUUCAGUAUUAUGUGAAUCUUAAAAUUGGGUUACUUAGUAUAAAAUCUACUUAAAUCACUUGAAGCAAAUUAUGCUAGUACAGUCUCUCAUGUAAAUCUGUUGUUUGUAUCUACCACUAGUCUGACAGAACACUACCAUUUUCCAUCAUUGUCAUGUUUCUUACAUGACAUUGUAAGAACAACUAAGCCAAACAUUACAAGUCAAUUACUGUAAAUAAGUUAUAAUCUGCACUCAGAAAAUAUCAUAGAAACUUCCAGAUAUUGAUAUUAGCUUAGUCCUUGCUUGAUCAUAGGAAAAUAAAUGUUAUAUUGUAUUGUAAUUUACAAAUAAUAAUAAUAAAUAAUAAUAAUAAAUAUCAUUAUUUAUUAAUAAUGAUAUUAAUAAAUUAGUUAAUUUUAUUAUAGUACCUUUUGUUGGGGAAAUCACAACAAAAUUUUAAAAUCUAAAUUUAUCAUUAGUGCAGAAUGAAUUGAUAUCAAAUACAUGAGGUUGGCUUUGGAGUUUAAUUCAUAUUUCUUGGGACUGUAGUUUUUGGUUGGCUAUUCAUGUUCUGUAUUCUAGAUUUCUAUGUUCAGUUUUUGUAUUGCAAGUUUUUGUUGUAACUACUAAUUAGGAUAUAUAUAUAUAUAGUCUGUCUGUCUGUGUACAUAUGAUGGGUGCCUAAGUGUAUAUGAAGAUGAGUACAUAAUAUAUAUAUGCAUGUUUAUAAAUUUAUUUUCACCGGUAAAAUAACAAUGGAUAUUUAAAAUAUAUCAGUAUAUCUUUUCAUGAAAUAAUGUAUGCCACACUUCUCUACCUUCAUCUCUUUCUGUUAUCUUAUUUUUUUCAUUGUUUUUAAUGCAAUGAAGAACAAUAUACAAGACGUAAAAGAUAGAUAAUAUUGUGUAAAAUAUAAUCAUAUUUUAAACAACAAAUUAAAUUUUAAGCAGUUCAGUCUUUUGAUUGUAUGAUAAAGAAGCUAAGAAUGCAAACAUUUUUUCAACCUAGCCUUUAGUAUCGAGUAUAUAAUAUUCUUUCCAAGCAGACAUAGGAAUCUUUCCUGCAAUAAUCCAAGCUUUAUAGCCCAAUAUUCUUCACUGAUAAACAGAUUCAGUUUUUUGGAAUAUAAUUUAAUGACACAUUGAAAUCAUAAAUCUUUUUCCUAAAUCAUAUUUACAAAGUUAAGACUUUUCUAUCUGUAUGGGAUAUGUCUAAAUCACUCAUAUCACAAAUUUGUUGUAUUCCUGAUAUAAAAAAAAAGACACUCUUUUUAAAUAUUUAUUGAGGAGUCUAAAAAGACAUUUUGACAAAUUAGUCUCCUUAUAUUUAUAAGAAACAUAUUCAUUUUUAAAGAUCUAAGAUUAUUACCUUGAAAGAAUUGGGAAACUCCAGUUCUGUAUUCCAAAUUAAUUACCAAUAUUUAUUUUUGUAAAUUUUUUCAAUUAUUAAUCUCUUAAAAUAUCCAGUGAAGAAUCAGAUUGACUCCAAAAAGAAUCUUUGAUAAAUUAAGAAACAUAAUUAUGGAAGAGAAUAAAUUCCCACAAGCAUGUACAUUAUAGUUACACAUUAAAAUCUCCAGUUCAUUGAAAAAAUAUAUUGUAUCAAAGUUUGCUAAUCAUACAUGGUUCCUAAUGAUCUCAAUAAUAUAUGCAUAAUAUUAUGGUUGCCCUUUUGUGUCCUAAAUAAGCAUAUGGGUUAACAGAAAAUAGGAAGCAUGAAAUACGGUAAAUCUAUAUAUCACAAAAUAUGUUUUGGUCAGCAUCUCCUGUUUGAUAACUCUUACAUGAGUUUAUUCACUUGAUUUCUCCAAGAGAGGGCCUGAUAUUUUGUGUUUUCUCUGGUAUGGAGAAAGGAAGAAAGUGAGGACCAAUGAGAAGGAGAAAAGAAAGAAUGGCUAAGAGAGAAAAUGUUCAGUCAAACAUUGUCAAAAUUAAAAUAUUAUAAUUAUUAAUAAGCUAUAAAUGAAUUUUCAAAGACUCUGACUUAAGAAAAGUGGUAAACUUUAUUCCAAACUAUACAGAUCUUUAUUAUUUCUCCUUCCUUGAGAUCCAGUAGACCAAAAUGGAAAAUAUAUAGCUUUUUAAAUUCUAUGUAUAAAAAUAGAUGCAACAAUAUCUUUAAAAAAUGUUGCAAAAUAUUUGAAAUUAUUUACUAAAUUUACAAUCAUUUUUUUCUAAUUAAAUCUGAUUUUAAAAGAUUGCUUGACUUUUGCAGCUCUUUUUUUUUAUUAUUCAUGAAUCAAGUAAAUCUUUUAUAAAACUUCAUAAAAUAGAAAUGUAAUGGUUUGCAAAAGCCAGAUAAGAUAUGGCUGUGGAUUCAACAAAACCAUAUAUCUGUACAUAGUUAAUGAUAUUGGGGUUUUGUCUGGUGAUGACUUGAAACUGUUCUUUCUCAGUCAUUACAUGUAGAUUGUAGCACAUAAUACUGUAAAUAUCAUGAGUCUUUAUGAAAGCCUCAAAAUCUGUCUGUUUCAUAAUUUAAUAAUUGCUAAUAGUGUUAAAUGGUUUUUAAUAUGAACUUUGUGUAUAUUUUAUUUAAAUGCAUUUAAAUUAUUUCAUUUCUACUGUAAACAUCCCUGAGUCAUUUUGAAAUGUUGGUAUAGAAAUAAAAUAAAUAAUUAUAACAAUAAACUUCAUAUAUAUCUUU
Messenger RNA from Pantherophis guttatus, 4191 nucleotides. It is a transcript of the gene UMAD1, whose product is annotated as UBAP1-MVB12-associated (UMA) domain containing 1. Lineage: Eukaryota; Metazoa; Chordata; Lepidosauria; Squamata; Colubridae. The record is from RefSeq and is a predicted model, not a curated record.